UCUUCUUCUUCUUCUUCUUCUUCUUCUUCUUUUUGUAAAUUCCGAUUGUUGGUGCUUAUUUAUUUCCUCCAUGAUGUAAAAUGCCCUUUAUGUCGCCAUAUACAGGGGAAACACAUAUCUUAAGGAUCAUUGUGGAUUGUAUUGAACUUUCUUGUAAAAUGUGAAUGCAAACUUUCUGGUCUUUAAUAUAGUCAUCUUUAGAACAUAGGAAGCCAAAUUAUUGACUGAGAGGCGAUAUGUUCAUCUUAUUGCUCAAGUGGUCCUUUCUUGAUAGUCUUUAUAACAUAGAAGUGGUCCUAUAAAUCAACGUUUUUCUUUUUUGGCAUUUCCAUUACAUGAUUUAUGCCCUUGUCUUUGAUUUCCAUUUGGUUAUCAACAUUGGCAAGGGCAAUCUCAUUAGUGAACACUAGCUGUUUCUGUCCUGUUAUUUCAGCCUUCUUGGGAUCCUCAGCAGAUGCUAAAAUAGCUAGAGAUUAUACAAUUAGUACAAAAGUAGUUCUAGGAUUUUUAUUCUAAAUCAUGUCGGCCAUAACAUUUUUCUGGGUUGGGAGUAAGGCAUGUGAUGAAGUUGAGACAUAGAGCUUCUGCUUGGCUUUUCCAGGCAUUGUUAUUUGGUGGCAAAAUUACUGCUCUAUAGUUUUUCUUGAAGAAUAUUGACAGAAGUAUUGCUGCAACUAGAGGCAACUGAAUGAGAAUUUUGAACACAGUAAAUCACUUACAGUUACUGAGAAAAGAAUGUUUGGCUAGGAGUACAUUCUUAAAUCAAUGGUGAAAAUUUGCUUUAGAAUAUAUAUGAAAGUUUUUAUAUUACACAGCCAACUUGGUUCUCAAGUCUGGGUUGAAGACCCAGGAGAUGCUUGGAUUGAUGGACUGGUAAUAAAGAUUACAGGGAAGAAUGUCGUUGUCGAGACUCCAGAUGGAAAGAAGGUUACGGCCUCCUUAUCAAAACUAUAUCCAAAAGAUAUGGAAGCUCCUGCUGGUGGAGUUGAUGACAUGACGAAGCUCUCUUAUUUGCAUGAGCCUGGAGUUCUGCAGAAUCUGAAGAUAAGAUAUGAACUGAAUGAAAUCUAUACAUACACUGGAAAUAUUCUUAUUGCCAUUAAUCCGUUUCAAAGACUGCCUCAUAUCUAUGAUGCUCACAUGAUGCAACAAUACAAAGGAGCACCUUUUGGAGAGCUGAGUCCUCAUGUUUUUGCAGUUGCUGAUGUUGCUUACAGGGCAAUGGUCAAUGAGGGGAAAAGCAAUUCCAUUUUGGUCAGUGGGGAAAGUGGCGCAGGUAAAACUGAGACGACGAAAAUGCUUAUGAGGUACCUUGCCUUUUUAGGUGGUCGAGCUGCUACUGAAGGACGGACAGUUGAACAGCAAGUUCUUGAAUCAAAUCCAGUCCUUGAAGCUUUUGGGAAUGCUAAAACUGUGAGAAAUAAUAAUUCCAGUCGUUUUGGUAAAUUUGUUGAGAUCCAGUUUGAUAAACAAGGAAGAAUCUCAGGAGCUGCCAUCAGAACUUACCUUUUAGAGAGAUCUCGUGUUUGCCAAAUUUCUGAUCCUGAGCGCAACUAUCACUGCUUUUACCUUCUUUGUGCUGCACCACAGGAGGAGAUCGAAAAAUAUAAGUUGGGAAACCCAAAAUCAUUUCACUAUCUUAAUCAGUCAAAUUGCUAUGAACUGGUUGGUGUAAGUGAUGCCCAUGACUAUCUUGCCACAAGACGAGCUAUGGAUAUUGUUGGAAUAAGUGCUAAAGAACAGGAGGCAAUUUUUAGAGUUGUUGCUGCAAUCCUUCAUCUUGGCAAUAUUGUUUUUACCAAGGGAAAGGAUGUUGAUUCAUCAGUUCCAAAGGAUGAACAAGCUAAAUUUCAUCUUAAAAUGACAGCAGAGCUACUCAUGUGCAAUCCUGUAGCCUUGGAAGAUGCUUUGUGCAAGCGUGUCAUGAUCACCCCUGAGGAGGUUAUCAAGCGAAGUCUGGAUCCUCAAAGUGCAUUAGUUAGCAGGGAUGGUUUAGCUAAGACAAUUUAUUCACGCCUGUUUGACUGGCUGGUGGACAAAAUUAAUAAUUCUAUUGGACAAGAUGCUAAUUCAAAAUGUCUGAUUGGAGUACUUGACAUAUAUGGUUUUGAAAGCUUUAAGACUAACAGUUUUGAGCAGUUCUGUAUCAAUUUCACAAAUGAGAAGUUACAGCAGCAUUUCAACCAGCACGUCUUCAAAAUGGAACAAGAAGAAUACACUAAAGAACAGAUUGAUUGGAGCUACAUUGAGUUCGUCGAUAAUCAAGAUGUCUUGGAUCUUAUUGAAAAGAAACCUGGGGGAAUAAUUGCGCUCCUUGAUGAAGCUUGCAUGUUUCCAAAGUCAACACAUGAAACAUUUGCGAAUAAGCUUUAUCAGACAUUUAAAGUUCACAAACGGUUUAUCAAGCCGAAAUUGUCUCGAACAGAUUUCACCAUUGCUCAUUAUGCUGGAGAGGUCCUGUAUCAAUCUGACCAAUUUUUGGACAAGAACAAAGAUUAUGUGGUUCCUGAACAUCAGGAUUUGUUAAGUGCUUCCAAGUGUUCAUUUGUAGCAGGCCUUUUCCCUCAACUUCCAGAAGAAACAAGUAAAUCUUCAAAGUUUUCUUCUAUUGGUUCUCGCUUUAAGCUACAACUACAAUCAUUAAUGGACACGUUAAAUUCUACUGAACCUCACUAUAUCAGAUGUGUAAAGCCAAACAACUUGCUCAAACCUGCCAUAUUUGAGAAUGUCAAUAUCAUGCAACAAUUGCGUUGUGGUGGUGUUCUAGAAGCAAUCAGAAUCAGUUGUGCUGGAUAUCCUACUCGAAAACCCUUCUUCGAAUUUGUAAACAGAUUUGGGCUUCUUGCUCCAGAGGCUUUGGAAGGAAACUACGAUGAAAAGGCUGCUUGUAAAAAAAUUCUAGAAAAGAAGGGGCUUCAAGGCUUUCAGAUAGGCAAAACGAAGGUAUUCCUAAGAGCUGGUCAGAUGGCUGAAUUAGAUGCACGGAGAUCUGAGGUCCUCAGCACUGCAGCAAAAACUAUCCAGCGGAGAAUACGGACUCAUUGUGCUCGUAAACGGUUUAUUGCAUUGCGAAAAGCUGCCGUAUCCAUUCAAGCACUAUGGAGAGGAAGACUUGCUUGCAAACUUUUUAAUCGCUUGAAACGGGAGGCGGCUGCUGUGAAAAUUCAGAAGCAUGUACGCAGAUAUGAAGCAAGAAAAGCUUACAAGAAACUCCAUGUCUGUGCACUUACCUUGCAAACGGGUUUAAGGGCAAUGGCUGCUCAUAAGGAAUUCAGAUAUAGGAAGCAAACCAAAGCUGCCAUCAUUAUUCAGACCCAGUGGCGUUGUCAUAAAGCUGUUUCCUACUACAGUAGGCUCAAGAAAGGAGCAAUUGUCUCACAAACCAGAUGGAGGGGAAGAAUUGCCAGGAAGGAACUUAGGAAGCUCAAAAUGGAAGCAAGGGAAACUGGUGCACUAAAGGAGGCCAAAAAUAAGCUUGAGAAACAAGUAGAGGAAAUCACUUGGCGCUUACAACUGGAAAAGCGUUUAAGGACCGACUUAGAAGAAGCAAAAGCAAAUGAGGCAACCAAAUUUCAGAAUUCAAUAGAAGAAUUGAAUAAGAAGUUAGAAGAAACAAAUGCAUUGCUAGUAAAGGAACGAGAGGCUGCGAAGCAGGUUAUUGAAGAAGCACCUCCUGUUAUCAAAGAAACUGAAGUACUUGUUGAAGAUACAAAGAAAGUUGAGUCUCUAACAGCAGAAGUGGAAGAACUAAAGGCAUCUUUGGAAUCUGAGAAAGAAAGAGCUGAUAGUAACGAGCAGAAAUAUAAUGAAGUCCAAGAGGCUUGUGAGGAAAAACAAAAAAAAUUAGAAGACACAGAGAAAAAAGUUCAACAGCUUCAGGAAUCUCUGCAAAGGCUAGAAGAGAAGCUCACAAACUUGGAAUCAGAGAAUCAAGUGCUGAGGCAACAGGCUGUGUCCAUGGCACCCAACAAGUUCCUUUCAGGACGCUCCAGAUCAAUUAUGCAGCGGGCUGAAAGUCACAUUCCAGUGGAAGCAAAGGCAGGAUUGGAGCUGCACAGUGCUUCCCUAAAUCAAAGGGACUCUGAAGUAGAUGAUAAACCACAAAAGUCACUAAAUGAGAAACAACAAGAGAACCAGGAGUUGCUCAUUCGCUGCAUUGCCCAACACCUAGGCUUUUCAGGGAACAGACCUAUUGCUGCCUGUAUCAUAUACAAAUGCCUUCUGCAAUGGAGAUCAUUUGAAGUUGAGCGGACUAGCGUCUUUGAUCGUAUAAUUCAGACCAUAGGCCACGCCAUUGAGACUCAGGAUAACAAUGAUGUAUUGGCAUACUGGUUAUCCAAUGCAUCGACACUUCUCUUGCUACUUCAGCGCACAUUGAAGGCGAGUGGUGCAGCAGGAAUGGCUCCACAACGUCGCCGAUCAUCAUCUGCUACUCUAUUUGGAAGAAUGACACAGAGUUUCCGUGGAGCUCCCCAAGGAGUCAACCUUUCCUUAAUCAAUGGGGCCAUUAAUGGGGGAGUAGAUACCUUGCGACAAGUUGAAGCCAAGUACCCAGCUUUGCUUUUCAAACAGCAGCUUACAGCAUAUGUUGAAAAAAUUUAUGGAAUGAUUCGAGAUAAUCUGAAGAAAGAAAUUUCUCCUUUGCUUGGACUGUGCAUCCAGGCACCAAGAAUAUCCAGAGCAAGCUUAGUAAAGGGAGUACGUUCAGUUGCAAACACAGCAGCACAACAAGCUUUGAUUGCUCACUGGCAAGGGAUUGUGAAGAGUCUUGGGAACUUCUUAAACACUUUGAAAGCAAAUCAUGUACCCCCAUUCUUAGUUCGCAAGGUGUUCACUCAAAUAUUUUCUUUCAUCAAUGUUCAACUAUUUAACAGUCUUUUGUUAAGGCGAGAGUGCUGUUCAUUUAGUAAUGGUGAAUACGUUAAAGCUGGAUUGGCUGAAUUGGAACAUUGGUGUUACAAGGCAACAGAUGAGUAUGCAGGUUCAGCCUGGGAUGAGCUCAAGCACAUAAGACAGGCUAUAGGGUUUCUGGUCAUACAUCAAAAACCUAAGAAAACAUUGGAUGAAAUAAGCCAUGACCUGUGUCCGGUUCUUAGUAUACAGCAGCUAUAUCGGAUUAGUACGAUGUACUGGGAUGACAAGUAUGGGACACACAGUGUGUCCUCAGAAGUAAUAUCUAAUAUGAGAGUGUUGAUGACUGAAGAUUCAAACAAUGCUGUUAGUAGUUCUUUCCUGUUGGAUGAUGAUUCAAGCAUUCCAUUUUCAGUGGAUGAUUUGUCCAAGUCAAUGGAACAAAUUGACAUCGCAGACAUUGAACCACCACCUCUUAUUCGUGAGAAUUCAGGAUUUAGUUUCUUGCUGCCACGGGCUGAUUAAACAUGCAAGGGUUAUCUUUAUCUCUCUACUGAUUAAACAAGAAAAAACAAAAAGAUUCAGAGUCACAGAGCAAGUUCUUCAAUUAUGGAUAUGUCCUUAUGGGGUUUUGUUCAUUACUGAUUUCUCAUUGCAUUAGACUCAUUUUGAGAUCUGCUUUCGAUUCUUUUUUCUUCUUUGUCAAUGGUAGUGAUAGUUUUGCUUCAUAGAAGGAUGCAAUUUUCUCCCUUAUCAAUGUAAUGAAACUCUUUUUGUUUUGUUGUACAAGU
Molecule: messenger RNA, 5642 nt
Organism: Manihot esculenta (cassava)
Lineage: Eukaryota; Viridiplantae; Streptophyta; Magnoliopsida; Malpighiales; Euphorbiaceae
Product: myosin-9
Exons: 39
Coding region: 766-5376 (1536 amino acids)
Biological process (GO): actin filament organization; vesicle transport along actin filament; pollen tube growth
Cellular component (GO): cytoplasm; actin cytoskeleton; vesicle
Molecular function (GO): microfilament motor activity; actin filament binding; ATP binding
Source: RefSeq, a predicted model, not a curated record